Cherax quadricarinatus is the source of this 2218-nucleotide messenger RNA. RefSeq lists its product as uncharacterized. Lineage: Eukaryota; Metazoa; Arthropoda; Malacostraca; Decapoda; Parastacidae. The record is from RefSeq and is a predicted model, not a curated record.
AGUCAGCUCUUGGAGUGCCACGAGACGAGUUGCUGCUCCUCCUCACAAGACACUGUGUCCAUUCUGGCUCCAUUUUGGCCCUCAUCAGCGUCAGGAGGAAGGAAGAAAGCACGCUCACUAAAUGCAGAGCUUGAAGUGUAAACAUGAUGUCAACACUGGAUAGCUCGGUGUACCGUCGACACAGGGACAGCUCUCCCGAGACCCAGGUGCGGCCUGUGGUUGUAGGGGCGCCCUACGUGCUGUGUGUGUUCACCGUGGGAGUCAUCCUCAUGGGAGUCGGCACUUUCCUUACCUCGCAGGCCUACGAGAAGGAUCCACCAGACACCCUGCUGCUGGCCCUUGGUCCUGGCCUACUGGGACUCGGAGGUCUGCUGUUGCUGGGGUCUGUCCUGGUGUGUGUAGUCGCCUGCUGCAAAAAUCGACAUAUACGAGAAGCCUUGUCCGAUGAGCUCCUCAACAUUGGGGGCUCCACCUUCUACGGUGGGAGGGGUUUCGUGCAGCUGGAGGAGGAGACGCAACUGCACGACCGUCCCCCGAAGCACCACCUCCACAACUCAGCCCUGGGCGGAGUCACCAACCCCGCUGGACCUGAUCACGAUGCGAUCAUGAUCUUGGCAAAUACGGUGGCAGAGGAAAGAGAGAGGCAACGUAAGAGCUCUCGAAAAUAUUCAAGAAAUUUAUCCCAGGACCCUCUUCAGUGUGUCGAUGUUCCUGGUUAUUCCAAGUAUUAUUUAGGUCCUCAGCGCCACAGCCGUGAUGACAUUGACCUUCUCGAUCACCUGGGCUUGGAGAGGCUUAGAAGAGCUAAUGCGUAUCCAGAGCUAGCUGAGGAUUUCGACCUGGGGGAUCCUGACAUGUCUUCAAGCGCAGUGAGGGAGAGAGCUUACAGCAUGUCCGUUCGAGGGUCGCCGGCACAACUGACUCCCGUUCAGCAGAGACUUCGCAGAAACGUAACCUUUGCGUCAGCCUACCAAGCCACUUUGCAGCACCAGCAAGAGCAGCUGCAGUUCCUACGACAACAGGAGCAGCAGAUGAGGAAAAAUCUGCUGCUCAAAGAGCAGCAGUCAAGCUUCAAACGUAAGAGGAGUUCGAAGCGAAAAAAGGGGAUACUAUCAAGAGAGGAGAGUACCGAGGGAAUCAAAGUGCAUUACCUUCCUCAGUACAACCCGGACCUGCUGAGUGCUGUGGGUAUCCAGCCCAAGCAUCCUCAGCUGGAACGGGUAGCCAGUGACCAGGACAGGCGAGACCCUAACAGGAAAGAACAUUGGAAGAACGAAGUCAACCACGGCAGUCUGGGCAACCCACGCCGACGACCCUCAGUGGUAAUGGGUGUCAAGGGGUUUCGACCACAACAUUCCGGCUCUUCGUACAGGCACCAUUCCAUCUACGCCUCGGAUAUGGACCUUCACAGAAUCCACACUGUGGCCAGUGAAGGCCACAGUGAUUCUACCUCCGAAUAUAGACAAGAGCCUCAAACACUUCAUAAACUCAGUAAAUCAGAUACGGAGGACCAAUACCAGAGAUCCUCGCCUGAAAUAAGACGCCCUUUCCGCCCAAAUGAAGGCUCGUUGUCCUCCUUAAAUCGACAAGAUACGAAGAGAGACGACCUCACGCUGCCCAGGUCCUCCUCAACAUCGCCCAGCCUAGGCCGACCGCUGUCCAACAUAUCUUCAGAAUCCUGCUGCUCCGAGUGUUGUCGAAGUGGACACGAUGGAUCCGCCUGCGAAGCUACUGGACAUACUCAUGACCAGCAGGUGGAAAACGGACCAGAAAAAAUGAAGUAAAGUAUAUACAGUAAAAGGACAGAGCGGUGUUGUGCAUGCUGUAGCAGCAGGGUGACAGGUCAAGCCAUGCCAAGACAAAUAACAUGAGUAAACUGACACUUCGCCCUUCUGUCUUGUAUUCGUAUGAGAAAGGUGAUUAAUUCUUGAAUAAUUCUCUAGUUCCAUACUUGAAAGGCUGAGACAAUCAUAUCGAAAACAGCGUAUUAUAUGCUUGAUUUUACUACGAUAUAUAAUGCUGAUACCAAAGACACGAUCUCAAUGAACGUUCUAAAAUGACACUUUGUUUCAACAGUCUAAUAUAUGUUUCAUACUCAUCGCUUUCAUUUAUUUCCUGUUUUUAAAUCAUUCUCCUCUGCUAUGUCCGGGUGCUACAUAAUAUUGUAUAAUUCUUUUGUACAUACUUUUCUCGUGGUAUAUUAUGAAAAAAUUAUAUU